CAAAGUGGAAGCAACUGGGAACAACAGCAACUCAGCCACGAAGUUGUAGGCCAACGUAUGCUGAAGCGCACAAUGUGCAGAAGUCACCAACUCUCUGCAGAGCCAAUAGCUAAAGACCUCCAAAUUUACAGUGUGUAGAGAGCUUCAUGGUAUGUGUUUCUUUGGCUGAGCAGCUGCAUCCAAGCCUUACUUCAACAAGUGCAAUGCAAAGUGUCGGAUGCAGUGGUGUAAAGCACGCCG
Staurois parvus is the source of this 240-nucleotide messenger RNA. The record is from the annotation of a GenBank genome assembly. NCBI's taxonomy places the organism in Eukaryota, Metazoa, Chordata, Amphibia, Anura, Ranidae.